Mytilus californianus (California mussel) is the source of this 2203-nucleotide messenger RNA. RefSeq names its product solute carrier family 23 member 1-like. The transcript is spliced from 11 exons. The record is from RefSeq and is a predicted model, not a curated record. The coding region runs from base 214 to 2139 and encodes 641 amino acids. Gene Ontology annotation, biological process: transmembrane transport. Lineage: Eukaryota; Metazoa; Mollusca; Bivalvia; Mytilida; Mytilidae. Gene Ontology annotation, molecular function: transmembrane transporter activity. Gene Ontology annotation, cellular component: membrane.
UGUCUUAUAGUAUGUCAAAUAAAUUGCGCACAGUUAUUAUCCACGAUGACACGGUUACUUUACACUACAUACAAUGUAAGAAUAGUUGAUUAUUAAUACAAACAGUUGGUAAAUAAUUAUGUUGCUCGACUACUUCAGGAUUAUUAUUCUGACCUGGAUAACCAUGUAAACAUGAGAUAUUUUUAGAUUGUUGAUUUACAAAAUAACGAAAAUAUGGAGUUGAAACCUUCAGAUAGAUUUGUUAAUGUAUGUUGCUCUGCUCCGCGAGAGUUUGAAGCAGACGAUGCAACGGAAGCCGAAGUUGCAACCACAGAAAAUUCGUAUAAUGAUGAGAAAAAAUUGGAAUACGGAAUUGAGGAUACCCCUGCCUUCUAUCUUUGUAUUAUAUUUGGUUUACAGCAAGUAUUGCUAGCAAUAAGUUCAACCAUUUCAAUACCACUAAUUGUCGGGAAGCAGAUAUGUGCAGAAGAAUUAGAGUUGGUCAAGUCCCAAAUAAUGUCGACAUUCCUUUUCAUGUGUGGUAUUUGUACCAUUCUACAAGAUACAUUUGGUGUAAGACUUCCAAUAAUCCAAGGAGGGUGCCAUAAGUUCAUUCCUGCAAUUACUGCAUUAAUGGCAUUAGAUAAAUGGAAAUGUCCAUCCCAGUCAGUAAUACAUAAUGCAUUAACGGGAAAUUUGACACUGAACGGUACAAGUGGUAAUUAUACCGAAUUAGAUGUAACAGAAAUGUGGCAGACCAGAAUGAGAGAGAUUCAGGGAGGCAUAAUCGUUGCAUCUGUAACACAAGUCCUGAUUGGUUGUACUGGGAUAUUGGGCGUGUUGUUGCAGUAUAUAGGACCAAUAACAGUUGUUCCAACAAUCACUUUGGUAGGACUGUCCCUGAUCGACGUUGCCUUGAACUUUUGCAAAAUCCAUUGGGGAGUAUCAAUCUUAACAAUAUUUUUCUUGUUACUGUUUUCACUGUAUCUACGUAACAUUUCCUGUCCUAUACCUUCAUGGACGACAAAGAAGAAAUGUUUCAUCACUCAAUUUCCAGUUUUCAAACUGUUUCCAGUGAUUCUAGCAGUGAUGCUGUCUUGGUCAAUAACUGCAAUAUUGACCGAAUAUGAUGUCUUUACGUCCAAUUCUACACUACCAGAAUACAAAGCGAGGACAGACGCUAGAUUACAUGUAGUAAGCAAUGCCAAAUGGUUCUUUUUUCCUUAUCCUGGGCAAUGGGGAGUUCCAACAUUAAGUGUUGCAAGUUACAUGGCAAUGAUGGCAGCUACAUUUACCUCAAUUAUCGAAUCUGUUGGAGACUAUUACGCAUGUGCAAGAAUCUCAUGUGCUCCUCCUCCCCCUGCGCAUGCAAUUAAUCGAGGGAUAGCCAUGGAAGGAUUCGGAAGUAUACUAUCGGGUGCUGUUGGAUCAGGAGGAGCAACUACCUCAUACAGCCAAAAUGUUGGUGCUAUUGGAUUCACAAAGAAUGCAAGUAGAAGAGUCUUCCAAUAUGCAGGGAUAAUAUUUCUCAUAUGUGGACUAUUUGGAAAAGUAGGUGCUGUUCUGACUUUGCUUCCGGAUCCAGUACUUGGUGGUACUGUUGUUCUAAGUUUUGGAAUGGUAACUUCAGUUGGUCUCUCUACCCUUCAGUUUGUUGAUUUAUCAUCUGGCAGAAAUCUGUGUAUUAUAGGCUCGUCACUCUUGCUAGGUCUUAUGGUUCCACGUUAUAUUGAAGAAAAUGCAAAUGCUAUAGAUACAGGUAAUUCUGAACUAGACCAAGUAUUAACAGUACUAUUGAGUACUGCUAUGUUUGUUGGUGGAAUGCUUGGCUUCAUAUUAGAUAAUACUGUUCCAGGGAGCGACGAGGAAAGAGGGAUAAUAAAAUGGAGAAACCAGUUAUCUACAACAGGUGCUACAGAUGAUACCACAUAUCAAUCAACAUAUGACUUACCUUUUAUCAUGCCUUUUUUACGACGAUACAAGUUUUUCUCUUAUAUACCAUUUUUACCAACUUUCAAAUUUGAAUCGCAGUCUAUUUUUCAGAAAUGUUGCAAAUCUAAAAAACCAAAAACAAAUUUAGGUGACAUACAGAAAGAAAAGUAUAUCGGUAUACCUAAUUCAAAUACUAAGGCAGAUAUAGAAAUUCAAUCGAAAAUGUGAUAUUUCAUUAUUUUUUAUAAUCAUUGUUUACAAUUAUUGUUUUAAAAUAAAACUAAAUACACAU